CAUUAUCUCAUUGGUAGAAGAAGAAGAAGAAGGAAGGCAUGUUCGUAUGAUCGUCAUUAUCUCAUUGGUAGAAGAAGAAGAUCGUCCGUCAACGUUCGAUCGUACACAGCGGAUGCCGAUCCCGGAGUUGGACAGCCUCACAUCCAAGGCUGUAAAAUCUGAAGACAAUUUUGCUCUCGCUGAACUGAACCAUGGGUCGCCGCAAGCGUCACCAUCGCUCCGCUCCCCCGAUGAUGGAUGUGAGCCCAAUACAGCGCGUGUCCCUCAUCCUCAUCAACCUCGCCCUAAUGGUUUUCUCAGGGCUUGUUUUGGCUACUAGUACUUACUCCCUGAUCGAGCGGUGGGACGACUUACAUUGGAUCGAGUCCUCGGUGGUGGUGAACUUAAUCGUCCACCUGGAGAUUCCCUUCCUGACAACGAGUUUCAUCGUGUUCGGCAUCGCGACAUUGGGAUACAUUGGCUCGCUUCGUGAAAACAGGACGCUUCUAUGGCACUACUCCUGCAGCUUAUCGAUCCUUCAAUAUACCGUCCUCGCUUUCGCAGCGUUUAUUUUCGUUGCCCCUCUAUUCACUAAGAAGUCCAUCGAAAACGUAAUCAGCAUCGACCUUAUCGUAAACUACAGGGACAACGCUGACUACCAAGGCCUAGUCGACUAUAUCCAGGCUGCAUUCGAAUGUUGCGGCGUGUCAGACAAAUCCUACAGAGAUUGGAACAACAAUAUUUACUUCAACUGCAGCAAAACCAAUCCCAGUUUCGAACGUUGCAGUGUUCCAGCGUCCUGCUGUAAACCGCAAGACACAGAUAAUGAAGUAACCGCAAUAGUUACUAGUACGGGAGGACGGUAUUGCGGCCAGGGCGUUUUAGAUAUGCCUGAGCUGCAAGCUUGGAACCUGGUGUAUACACGCAGCUGUCCGAGUGCGAUGGUCGGCAAGGCCAGAGCAUACGGUAUCUACAUCGUCGGUGGCUGCGUCGUCGCUGUUAUCUUACUGGUCAUUUUGGCCUACAUGGCCGACCACGUUCGUGAAGAGAUCAAACAGCUGACGAAGGUCUACGAGCGCUACUACGAAGAUAUUCGACGCGGAGUGCGCAAGAAACUUGCCAAGAGACGUGCGCUUGCUCGCGUUCCAAGGGGCUGUGUCGUGGUGCGUCAGCAGCAUGACAAGCAGGACACCUCAUCCUCAUCUUCUGAUGAGGGUCCUCCUGAUCAAUACCAGCAAGAUCCACGAAUGAUCCGCCCGGUGGCCAGCGCUGUUCCAGCCAACCAGCCAUACGGGUCGCCUUACGUGCAUCCCAAACGAAUGGGUCGACUGGAUAGACUGCAACCUGUCUAUCGCCAAUAUAGAUAAUAGCAAUAGCGACAAGACAAAUUAGCGGUCACGAAUGUAGUUGCGUAGAAGUGGAUGUUAAAUAGUACAUAGUAGUGAAGGGUAAUUAAUGAAUAAUUCAUUUCAUGGUGGCAAGGAACAAAGUAGUGUAGCAGUGUGUAGUAGUUCAGCGAACCUUCUAAGAUAUACAGGGUGUUGCACGAGAGAGUGCCCCAAAUUAUUAAAAAAAACAUUUGCGUGAGAUAAAAAUUGAGAUAAACCUUGUG
Ornithodoros turicata is the source of this 1591-nucleotide messenger RNA. RefSeq names its product tetraspanin-33-like. Gene Ontology annotation, cellular component: plasma membrane. The record is from RefSeq and is a predicted model, not a curated record. Bases 192 to 1346 code for a protein of 384 amino acids. The transcript is spliced from 6 exons. Lineage: Eukaryota; Metazoa; Arthropoda; Arachnida; Ixodida; Argasidae.